AUGGGUAAUUGUCCAACAUGUUCUCCUGAAUAUGAAAGUAAAAGUCUUGAUCCAGUAUGCAAUGGUACACGAAUGUGGACUACAUUUCUUUUCUCAUCGUUGGUUGUACUUUUCACUGGAGCGAUAAUAAUAUUUAUUUCUGAAGCAUUCCAAAAACUAUCGUCUAAAUGGCAUACGAAACAUCCGACAAGAACAAAAAAUGUGAGACAUUUAACUGCUGCUCAAAACAAACGAUACUUUUGGUUUAGUUUAUAUUCUCUUGUCGAUAUUUUUACUAUUCCACCAUCGCUCAUGACUAUAUAUCUCAAUCGAAGUUGGACAGGCUUUCGAUUUUUACGAGCAAUUCCUAUAAUGAUUAUCCCUGAUAUUCUACAAUAUAUGUAUGUAAUUAAACAACCGCGUACAAUUCGAAUCAGUCAAUUGGCAUCAAAAUUUAUUGCCAUCCUAUUUGCAACUGGUGGAUUCGUACAUCUUGCUGAAAAUUCAGGCGAUUUCUUUUGUAAUUUUUGUAAUGCACAAGAAAUCGAUGUUUUUAAUUCUGUAUAUUAUAUGAUUAUUACUAUGACAACAGUUGGUUAUGGAGAUAUUUCUUGUAAGACAUAUAUCGGCAAAUCUUUUGUAUUAUUAACUCUUAUUGGUGGAUUGGCAGUUUUUACAACUAUGAUUCCAGAAUUUUCAAGUCUAUUUCGUUCAAAAGAUCCGUAUGCUAGUCGGUAUCAUAGAGUCAAAGGCAAACGUCAUGUUAUCAUCUGUGGACAUAUUACACCUCAUUCAUUGGCUGCAUUUCUUCGUGAUUUUCUUCAUCAAGGUCGUGACGAAGUCGAUGAACUCGAAGUUGUCAUCAUGGAUAAAAAAACGCCUGAUAUUGAAAUGGAAGCAUUACUCAAACGAUACUAUACAAAAUUACAAUAUUUUGUUGGUAGUAUUAUGAAUAUUGCUGACUUACACCGUAUACAGGUCAAUAAAGCUACGGCAUGUUUAAUCAUUGCUAAUAAAGAAUGUGCAGAUCCUAACAGUGAUGAUUCGGCAAAUAUUAUGCGAGUAAUUAGUUUAAAAAAUUUUAAUCAUCAUAUUCGCAUACUGUUACAACUACUACGAUAUCAUAAUAAAUUAAAUGUUGUAUCAAUACCAGGUUGGAGUACAGACAAUGACGAAAUUAUCUGUAUUUCUGAAUUAAAACUCGGUCUUAUCGGUAUGUCAUGUAUUGCACCUGGAUUUGCUACAAUGAUGACAAAUAUAUUUCGAAUGUCAUCGUACGAUGCUCGGAAAUCCCAGCAAAUGACUCAAAUUUGGCCAUGGCGUGAUUUGUAUUAUCGAGGUGCUGGAAUGAAAUUAUAUCUCGAAGAAAUGCCUUCUUCGUUCUAUGGAAAAUCAUUUGUUGAAAGUGCUCUAAUUUGUUUUAAACUUCAUGUUAUGCUUCUUGCUGUUGAAAUGGAACGAUCAGAUGAAAAUGAUAUUACACGAAUGAUUGUCAAUGUAAUUCCAUGUGAUAAUUGUAUAAUUCUUCCUGGAAGUCGCGCAUUUAUUGUGUGUAUGUCGAAUGAAGAAGCUAAUCGAGUAAAAUAUUAUUGCUCAAUUUGCUAUCCAGUACUUGAUAAUCUUACUGAAUUACAAUUGAAACAGAUGCGAAAAUGUUCACAUAGUGACGAAAUUAAUGUGAAAUUAGAAGAAGAAAUACCAAUUCGAAUACAACCGUUUGAUUUUUCAGAAAAUGAACAUGCAAUUGUUCGUAUAUCAGACACAAAUGUUACUCAACCUCUUUUAUCGUCUCAAUCUGAACAAAUACAUUCGUCAUGUAAAAACUGCUACAAAACGUUAUCAAAAGAGGAUAUAUCAAGUUUUGAUUCCACUGGCAUGUUCUAUUUUACACCACCACGAAACAUAGAAGAUGCUAUUCUUGACACAAAUGUACUUCGAGAAUAUCGUAGUGAAUUUCCAGAGCAACGUUUUGCACAAAAGGAAGCAAUGCCAUCUAAGCAUCCUCUCUAUUUUCGAGAUCAUAUAAUCGUAUGUCUUCAUGCCGAUGAUACAUCACCAACAAUUGGCCUUCGAAAUUUUGUCAUGCCUCUUCGUGCGAGUUCAUUUCGUCGACAUGAAUUACCAACUAUUAUUUUUGUUACGGAUUUAUGUUAUAUUCAACGUGAAUGGGACAUGUUAUCAACUUUUCCCGAUAUAUAUAUUCUUAAUGGUUCUCCAAUUAAUCCUUACAAUCUCAAAUUAAUCUCACUUCAUGAUUGCCGUCAAUGUGUUAUUAUGUCCACUGUCGAUCGUGGAAAUCUAGACACUUAUUUAGUCGAUAAAUCAUCCGUAAUAUGUGCUCUUACUAUUCGACAAAUUCAAAUGAAACGAGUUGGGCUUCUUUCACAAUAUAGUUUAACAGGAAGAGGCAGAGCUAAUCAAUAUAUAACUGGAACAAAACUUCUACGUCAAAACUGGAUUAAUACAUUAACUACACUAACAAUUGAUUCUAAUGUACAGUAUGUUGAGCAAGGACAUACAGAUGAAGUUGAUCUUCAAUUCUUUUUAACUACUCCAUUUGCAUCAGGUACUGCAUUUGCCGACAGUGUACUUGAUUGUAUCUUAAGUUGUGCUUAUUACAAUGUGAAUGCAGUCAAUUUACUUCGAAAUAUACUUGUGGGUGGUAUUGAUGUAGAAUUAGAAGAUAUACUUGCUGAAGGCAAACGAUUUACUCAAUGCAAAUCACCGGAAAUGUUUCAAAAACGGAAACGAGCACGAGUAGCUUUAGUUGCAAUUUGUAAUUUAAUUCCAGAUAUAGAUACAAGAUCAGAUCCUGUAACAUUUAGUUUACUUUUUUGUAAAUCACUUGAAUAUCAUCGUAUGGUAGUCAUGGGUAUUUAUCGUCUUUUGGAUGUAUUGCUUAAAAGAGAUCCAAAUUGGAAAGGUCAUCAAUCAAUAAAUGAUCAAAAACGUAUUGUUAUCUAUUAUCCACCAUAUGAUUAUCACAUGGAUCGAACAGAUAUGGUCUAUGUUAUGCAACAUUCGCAUUUAGAAGAUGAUUAG
Molecule: messenger RNA, 3021 nt
Organism: Adineta steineri
Lineage: Eukaryota; Metazoa; Rotifera; Eurotatoria; Adinetida; Adinetidae
Source: the annotation of a GenBank genome assembly